AUGUCAGCAAUGUUGUCAUCUAUUGUUUUUAUUAAAAGUGUAAGUAGCGAAAAGGUUUCAACAGGAAUUGCCUAUAGUAGAGCAGAUAAUGAAGAAUUUGUGAAAAUUAAUUUCAAAAUAACGGUAAUUCAAGCAACAAAUUUGAAUCUAAAAACAUCAGAUGAUGAACCAAAUAUGUAUGAUCUACCUAUUAUACCAUUAUUUGGAUCUUUUACUUCAUCAUUAGAAGAAUCAACAAAAUCUUCAGCAAUAUUUUCAGUUGCAGGAAAAUUAUUCAUAGGAACAAGCUUCAUACAAAUCAUUUGUUCUGAAAUUGGGUGGUCUUUUCCUAACACUAUAGCACAAAAAGGAGAAAAAAGUAAUAGAGCUCUAAAAAGGGAAAUUUAUUAA
Molecule: messenger RNA, 390 nt
Organism: Funneliformis geosporum
Lineage: Eukaryota; Fungi; Glomeromycota; Glomeromycetes; Glomerales; Glomeraceae
Source: the annotation of a GenBank genome assembly